This is a messenger RNA of Ostrinia nubilalis (European corn borer), 3404 nucleotides long. RefSeq names its product vacuolar protein sorting-associated protein 8 homolog (gene Vps8). The record is from RefSeq and is a predicted model, not a curated record. The coding region runs from base 135 to 3404 and encodes 1089 amino acids. Gene Ontology annotation, cellular component: HOPS complex; late endosome. The transcript has 13 exons. Gene Ontology annotation, molecular function: protein binding. Lineage: Eukaryota; Metazoa; Arthropoda; Insecta; Lepidoptera; Crambidae. Gene Ontology annotation, biological process: protein targeting to vacuole; endosomal vesicle fusion.
UUAACUGUGUAUGUUACUUUUCAGUGUUAGUUCAAUAAAUUAUAUUCUUAAAUAUUUUACUAGUUUUAUGAACAAUUAGUACAAAUAGGCAGGAAACUGUUGAUAAAUUACAUUAUUCCUUUGAUAGUGUCAUUAUGGAUUUGUUAAAAACACCCUCUAUACAAUCUUUAUUAGAUUCCGAUUUAGAAUCAGUUGAGAGUCUUCAAUAUCUGGAUAUCGAAGAAUUAGAUGAGGUUGAAUAUGCGUUACCAGCCAGUGAGGCUCCCACCCUUGCUGAAGUUCUAUCUGCAGAAGAAGAAGAUGGCAAAAUUGCUGAUGCUUUUAAAACUCCCGAAGAGCCGUCAGCUUGUUCAGCCCUCCAAGCAGACUUCAUGCAAGCAGUGUCACAACAAAUAACACAAGCACAGGAACGAUCUUCUGCAGGAGCAGCAACUGCACUGAGUGUAGGAACAUCGGGGAAGUUAACUGUUGGGACAGCACAUGGUCACCUUCUAUCUUUUUUUGACCAAACCUUACGAUGGGUCUGCAACUCUAACUCGGAUAAAGGAGCUGUGUCCUGUUUAUGCUACAAUAAAGAUAGCACUCGAUUGUUAGCUGGAUAUGCAAGAGGGCUCAUAUGCCAAUAUGAAAGUAUUCGAGGUAUACUGCUAAGGCGUGUGACACUUGGAGGUGAAACAUGGGGAACACUACGCGUCACGUGGGCCGGCACAUCGGGACUGGCGUUAGACACUGGUGGAUCGGUGUGGCUCAUAAAAUUCUCCAGGCCACUAGGUGUUCGUUCUGCACGCACCUCUUGUCUUUUCUCAGGCGCAAGAGGUGAAGUAGUGGCCAUGACGGCUCGAGACGCCCGCAUCUUGGCCUUGGCGACGCUGUCACGUGUCAUCAUUGUGGCCGGCGGCCGCGCUGCGGGAGUGCGACUCGGAGGCCCUCCCGACACAUUACCAGUCUUGGAAUGGAGCGACACCGACGACAGAGUUCUAGUAUGUGGGCGCUCCAAAACAUUACAAUGGUUAACGGUCUCAAUCACUGGAUCUUCCAUAUCACUUCGACCAUUACAACGCGUGGAAUUGAAGACUGCGCCGCUUUGGCUCGGGUGGCUUGGCGGCAAUUUGGCCAUUUUCGACACUGACGAGAAUCUUAGAUUGUGGGGGGAUGAUUAUGACAAACCAUUAGAUUUGUCACAUAUUGAGCCUGUUUACGCAUCGGCUUUCUUCAAGGGCCUUUGGACAGACGGCAGAGUGUCUCGCGCCAUGAGUACCGCCGGCGUGAGUGCCCUCGGCGGCGCCUGCGUCGUGGAAGGCGCGCUAUCCUUAUUGGGCAGACGCGGCAUAGUCCGCGUCAAGCCCAGGGACCUUCUCGCCCGAGCGAAAGCGUUCAUCUUCUCAGGCCAUCACCUGCAAGCAUUGCGUUUGCUCUGCUCGUCCCAAGGACCAGAAGCGAAAUCGCUCGCUAAUGAAUUCAUAUUAUUCUUAUCUGAAAGGCCAUCCUUGAUGAAGAAUAGAAGUGUUGCUGAACAGACUAUCAAACUGUGUUUGAAAUACAAUUUACAUGAAGAGUUAUGGUCCACCUUAUGGGAGCAAUGCUCAAGAGAAAAUGCAUUUGUAGAAGCACUUGGAGAUGCCGCUGUACGAGGUGAAUUAUCAGAGAAUCCACCAUCUCCUGAUUCCACUCAGGCAUUGAUCGAGCGUUUGGCUGAGUUUGAGCCGAUGCUGGUCGAGAGAGUGGUCGCUUCGCUGCCGCUGACUUCGCUCGACCCGCAUCGCGCCAGUGUCUUCACGAGGGAGAAGAAACUAUGGCGAGGCGUAGGAGCUAUCGCCGCGGCACUAGGCGGCAGCAGCGGCGCGAUGCGCGAGCUGGCGCCGUACGUCGAGGAGGGGUGCGCGGGGCGCGGCGGGGCGGGCGGGUGUGGCUGCGCGGGCGCCGCGCUCGUGUUGGCGGCGGCCGACGCGCUGGCGGGCCGCGGCGCCGCCGGCCGCCCGCUGCCUGACCACGCCCAGCCCUCGGCGAGACACGACGCGUUGCAUACACUGCUGGCUGAGGACAAAUACUGUAAAACACUCGCCGCGCUCGUGUUGGCGGCGGCGGACGCGCUGGCGGGCCGCGGCGCCGCCGGCCGCCCGCUGCCUGACCACGCCCAGCCCUCGGCGAGACACGACGCGUUGCAUACACUGCUGGCUGAGGACGGCCCGGGCGGGCGCUCGAUCCUGCGCGUGCUGGUGGCGCACGAGGCGGCGGCGGCGGCGCGGCUGCUGGAGCAGAGCGCGCGCGAGGCACCCUUCGCGGGCCCGCUGGCCAAGCAGAACCGCCUGCGAGUCGCGCGCGCGCUGCUCGCCUUCGCGCCUGACCUCCAGUGGUCCUUAUUGAGCUGGAGCAAGCGCGCGCGAGGCGCCCUUCGCGGGCCUGCUGGCAAAGCAGAACCGCCUGCGGGUCGCGCGCGCGCUGCUCGCCUUCGCGCCCGACCUACAGGUACACGACCAUACGAAAAUGAAACCUAUUCCGAUGUAAUUGAGGCCGUAUUUUGCCUACUAGUGGUCCUUAUUGAGGUGGAGCAGAGCGCGCGCGAGGCGCCCUUCGCGGGCCCGCUGGCCAAGCAGAACCGUCUGCGAGUCGCGCGCGCGCUGCUCGCCUUCGCGCCCGAUCUCCAGGAAGAUGCGCGAGUAGAAGUAUUGGAAUUCAUCGCCGGGCAAGUCUCAUCAGGAGCUCUGCCCACCGAUCCAGAACUGAUGAAAAGUGUUUUAGAACUCGCGGCAACCACGAGCAGUGAGCGAAGUGAUCGCGCUUGGCUCGCCUUGAUAAUGCGCUCCAAGCCCAAAAUGGACCGCCUUCUGGCCCAAAGGGACUCGUCUGCCGCUAGACCGAGAGUCCGCUGGCGGGUCGAAGCGCUACUGGAGAGACACAACGACGCUAUAAGGCACUUCUUCACAAUCCAAAACCCUUCUGAGACAGAUGUGGACGAGUUUUUUGAGUACCUAAGAACCAGGUUAGAAGCAGACGAUUCUCUGUCCCUCGAGAGCCACCUCGCGGCAUUGAUUCGCCUCAAGCCGCGCGCGGCGGCUGCAUUAAUGCCGGACAGUCUACUGGACACCGUGGCGGACAAGCUGGAGCCUGCUUGCGAGCGAACGCUGGAGUUCGGAGAGUGUUUGCUGGAGACCGCCCGGUUAAAGGGCGAUGCUGCCGCAGCUCAUUUAAAAGCGCUGUGUGCUCUCCGGCCGGACGACGUGAGCGAUUUCCUCCAACGGAACCCGGGCGUUGUGCGGCCUGAGGAUGCUCUCAGCAUCGUGCGGGCGGCUAAACUGGGCGCGGCCGAGGCGCUGUGCUUGGAAGCGGCCGGUGACCCCGCCGCCGCGCUCGAGGCCAUGCUGCGAGGCCUCGCCAGCGCCGACCCGGACGCUGCGGCGCGGUAG